Moneuplotes crassus is the source of this 1078-nucleotide messenger RNA. NCBI's taxonomy places the organism in Eukaryota, Ciliophora, Spirotrichea, Euplotida, Euplotidae. The record is from the annotation of a GenBank genome assembly.
AAUUAAUACACAAAUAUAAGAAUGGAAGCUAAUAUUCCUCUUUCUACUCACCAACAAGAGCCUUUAUCAAACAGAAAGAACCCAGGCAAUAAUCAUGAGGGGGAAGGAAGAAUUUGAUAUGAAUUUGACCCUGAAGCAUCCUCUGAGAGCUCAAUUUGUGUUUCUGAAAAGAAAGACAUUGGUCCUAAAAGAGAUAUUCAGGAAUUGGGGCAUCAGGAUGAGAAACCCAGCUUUUACCACUGAGACUCCUGCUACAAACAGUUUAGCAAGAAGAUUAUUCUAAAAAUGCAUAUGAGAAAGCACAAUGAUAUAUCGAUUGAUAGCUGCCUGAAGGCAACAGAACCCAAGAUUCAUGCAAUAAGUUCAGACAAGAUUCGUGAAUCCAAGAGAAGAAUAAAGGAGUCACAAUUUGAAGAGCCUAUGAAAUACCCAUUGCCCGCAUUAUCAACAGUAAAAUCUAAAGUGAAGGAGAAAGAGUAUGAAGCUGAAGAAGAUAAAUGGUCGGACACAGACGGAUUUAGUGUUUCAGUAACCGAAGAAAAGAACAAGAGGGUUCAAUUACCCGACUCAGACCUCGUUGCAAUAGAGCUAUCAAACCUCAUAUCAAGUAAAAAUACACUCCAAAGUGCCCUCCUAUCCCCUUCUCCAACCGGUUUCCCAAAUUUCUGCCCUUCCUCAAGCCCAUGCCCCCUAAGCCAAGCAACUACAAAUCCCGUGACUAAGCACAGGCCAAGUUCAGAGUGCAGGAACAAGAAGGAAUUUUAAGUAGAUUUUGUACUGAGAUUUUGGGUAUUCUUUGGGAAUCUUAAAGGAAAAAAGAAGCUGAAGUGGGAAAAUGAGGUGUCGGAUAUGGAGAGAGAGAACUGAGGAAGAUCUGAAGAGUGAUUUAGGUGGGAUUUGAAAGAAGAUCUUUGGAAUUUUUGGAUUUGGGUAAAGACAUAAGCAUUUCGGCUUUCUUUUAGUCUGGAAAGAGAGACUAAAGAAUGAGCCCUAUGUUUUGAUAGUGUAGGGCUCAUCUAACUUGGUUGUCGUGUGGAGUUACAACCUCUGCUGGCAAUCUAGACCAUCACUAUUAAUU